Messenger RNA from Entrophospora candida, 909 nucleotides. Lineage: Eukaryota; Fungi; Glomeromycota; Glomeromycetes; Entrophosporales; Entrophosporaceae. The record is from the annotation of a GenBank genome assembly.
AUGUCUUUAGACACAUACAAUGUUAUCAGAGAUUUGGCAGAAUGUGCAGUGAACUUAGCAUUAUUGCUGAAUGCUGGGGAAUGCCAGCCCAGAAAAGUGACUUCUUUAGGGACACCUCAAGUUGUUGAGGGUACUGCUACCCCCUUGCAAGGCAUGCAAUCUGGACAUGACAGUAUAGUUGGGUUGAAAGCAUUAAAAGCAUUGAAGACGGAAAAGGAAACAGUUUUGGAUAAUUCACAUGAGAAAAUAGAACAAAAUUUUAAUGUGUUGAAGGUGAAGCUUGGUAAUCCAGAAACCACUACAGAUGUAUCACUCUAUAACGCCCUUAAGAAAAAUCUGGAAAAUUUUGUUGUACCUUUCAAACUCACUUGGUGGGAUCCAGAUGCAAACACAGUUCUCAGCAAUGGAUCAGUUGUAGUGCAGAAAUUGAACUAUAAUCAAAAACAUGAUUUCCUGGAACCAUGUGAGAACAUGAAGUGUGUUAUGCCAGAAUUGCUUCUUUUAAAAUGUGAUAACUUUGUUAGAAAUUUUUCUGCUUUGAAUAUAACAAAUGAUAUCAUGAAUGCUGUACAUGAUAAGACCUGGAAGGAGAAAACAUCUCAAUUGGAAAUAAGAGUGGAACAAUUGUUAGAAAUAAUUGAGGAAGUAUGGAAUAAUCCGGCCUUUGAGGACAGCACAACCUGUAGUGAGCAAAGUGAAGGAACAUACAUUUGUGAUGUAGUAAUGCCUUUAAUUUGGGCUAGUUUGGGUAAUAUGCCUGGCAGGGGUAGAAAACAUGUGGGGAAGAAGCCUGAUAUCAUGGCUUUGAUGAAGUAUCAAGGAAAAAUUAAUGAGCUAAUGUACAUGGAAUGUUCACAUGUUGUAUGUGAUAAUAGAAAAAAAGAUGAUGAUGGAGUUAAACUAUGGUGA